Messenger RNA from Dendronephthya gigantea, 2654 nucleotides. RefSeq names its product BAG family molecular chaperone regulator 4-like. The record is from RefSeq and is a predicted model, not a curated record. Gene Ontology annotation, molecular function: protein-folding chaperone binding. Lineage: Eukaryota; Metazoa; Cnidaria; Anthozoa; Malacalcyonacea; Nephtheidae. Bases 117 to 2135 code for a protein of 672 amino acids. The transcript is spliced from 3 exons.
AGAUCAGUGUUGUGUUUUCCUCCUACAAAAUUUUACUCUAUUUUGUGUUGUUUUUUGUUUAAAUUUCGAUAACAUCGCAAGGUUUUGGGCUGAAAAGAUACUCGAUACUUCACAAGAUGUCGGCCAGUGGUUUACCGGAGUUUUGGGAGAUGAAAAUUGACCCGUCUAAUGGCAAACCGUUUUUCAUUGAUCAUCGUAACAGGGUGACAACUUGGCAAGAUCCACGUAUCAGUAACAUCGGCAAUCAAAAUGCGGGAAUGCCUGUGUCUAGUUCAGAGCCCUACAGCCAUGGAAAGCAACCACAGUGGUCUAAGCCGUCGCUAUACCCUUCCACGCAGGAACUAACCCAAUCUCUGGAAGGUUUGCAGUUGCCGCAGAGAAAUGACGAGAAACCUUCAAUUCCUGAUGGCUAUUACAGACAAAACUCUGGACAACAGAAUGUUUCUGGACAGAAUUUUCCCACCUCAAUGAGCAAGCACGAAAUGACCUGGACAGGAAAUCAACAACCCUCAAUGGUAACUGGCCAGAGUCAGCAGCACCAUCAGGUAAACUACAAUGCACCAUACUCGGAUAACCAACAGAGCAGGACAAUGCCUGGAUCUUAUCCAAAUAACCUACCUAGUUCAACCGGCGGUGGGCCUGUGCCGCAGAUGGCUGGCCAGUAUGCGGGCACUCUGCAACCGGCGAACACUUAUUCAACUGGAUACAAUCAAAGUGUACCCAUGUCUGCGCCAAACACUGUGCCACAACAACAAACCUACAUACCGCAACAGCAACAAAUACCACAACAAGGACCACAACAAUUGCAACCGCAGUUGCCACAUCUCGCCGGGCAACCGCAAUUUCAACAGCCAAGACCUGCAAUGGGGGCACCUCAGCAAUUCUCGUCAUCACCCCAGGGUAUGGUUACAACACCAACUCAGAAUGUUGUACCACCUCAGGGAGUACCAAACAUGCAGAUAGGAAAACCCAGACCAAUGAUCCCACCCCAACAAAUGGCACCUCAAAGACCCGUAGGUACUCAACACCAGCAUGGUAUGCAACAAGUACCAAUGCAGCCCCAGCAAAAUCUACCAUCCCACCCUGUGUCUGCAAUGCAAUCACCACAGCCAAUGGUGACAGCAUACCAGCACACGAAUGCCCAACCCAACCUUCAAGGUAACAUCCAAACUGCCCCAAAUCAACCAUGGCCAACUGGACCAGGACAGCAAACCGUACCUUGGGGUGGGUACCAUAACACCCCACCACCAACCGAAAUGAAACAACCAGCACAGGAUGUUAAUUUACAAAACAAGCCUACAAGCCAACCAUACGGCAUGCAGGGUUAUCCUCAUCAGCAACACAUGUUUGCUGGGCAGACCCAGAACUACCAACCUCCCAUGGGCACCCAACCAUCGCCUGGAUCCCAAGGACUUGCGUCAUAUCCUAAGCACAGUCAGCCCGAACAAUAUGGUACGCCAAAUCCGAUGGUCCAAGGUUACAGAACACCUCAAAGUGGUAUGAUGCAGGUACCAAGAGGUGACCCUAUGCAGAACCAACCUGGCAUGGGUAACCAGCAACCUAUAGGAAGCAUAGCAAACUCAUCACAACCAUCAUUUCAACCUGGUCAAAUGACCAAUCAAGGGGGAAACCCAUAUAACCAACCCCAAGGCUGGAUCCCCCCACAAUCUGGCCAGGCACCAAGACAACCAUAUACCCCUAACUACCAAGGUGCACCCCAAAGCUAUCCAAAUUCAUCCCAGGUACACCCAAAUACCCCCUCAAUGUCCUAUCAUAACCCCUACAUGGCUAAUAAUACAGCAAGAAGUGAAUAUGGGCAGGGGAUUCAGCUGAUGCAAGAGACGUUGCCCCCCUUACCCAGUUUCCCAAUGAGGGGGGCACCCUCUGAUGUUCAUAUAAAAAAUAUCAACAGGAUUCUACAACAGACCUCAAUGCUGAUACCUCAGGUUGAACAGUUUAGGGGAAAACGAGCUACGAAAGAAUACGUGUACCUGGACGGUACCUUAACAGGAUACAUUCUUGAACUGGAUAAAAUCACAAUCGAUGGUUACGAAGAAGUCCGCGUGGCGCGAAAAUCAGCCAUACAAAGCAUUCAAAGUAUACUUAAUUACCUUGAAGGCAAAGGGGUGCUAUAGUGGCUCGAACUAUACUUUUGAAAGACAGAUGAUAUAAUCAUGACCUUACUAAAAAUGAUAGACUAAAAAUUUUCCAGAAAAAACUUAAGUUAUGCUCGACCAAGACCUGAACAAUCCACCAAUUUUGAAUGGCAAAAUAAUUAUUUACGAUUUAUUAAAGUUAUAUUUCUAUAUUUGCAUUCUAUAAAGCAAAAGUUAACGAUAAUAAAUUGUUUUGCUAUCCAAAACCAGCGGAUUUCAGGGCCGCAAAGUGUUCGUAGAAUCCUAGAAUUCUAUGUCCACGGUCUAUGAAAAACAAUAAUUUAUAUAUUGGUAUGAAAUGAAAACAAAAUGGACGAAGCAUGCUAAUGCGUGCAUUGCAAUUAAAAUGCAUGGAAUAUGAACUAUUAUUGUAUCAAAUAUCUUUAGAAAAAUUUAGAAUAGUUCUUUGAAAUAUUAAAAUGAAUUUUAUUUUAAGACAGUUUUAUGGAUGCUACCUUUACUGGACAACUACGUUUGAGAUAUCUUUCUCAGGUAGUU